Punica granatum (pomegranate) is the source of this 921-nucleotide messenger RNA. The record is from RefSeq and is a predicted model, not a curated record. Lineage: Eukaryota; Viridiplantae; Streptophyta; Magnoliopsida; Myrtales; Lythraceae.
AUGGACAUCAACAGGAACAACAUCUCCACCUCAUCAGCCGGGGGCUUUGAAGAUGCCCCCGGAGACCAAGAACCCGACGACCUCAAUCUCUUCCUCUCCCUCGGAUCCCCCCAGCCUCGCAAGCCGCAACCAAAUCCCGAGCAGCUGCCCCCAAAGUCUCCUGCAAUAAUAUUCCAGCCACAUCAGCUGCAAGCGCCUCUAGCUAACCACUUCGUGAUGCCCAACGCUUCCCCGUCCUCCUGGCCACUUCCCAUCAACCCCCACCAGCAGCUGCUCUUCCAGAUGCCGCCACUGCAGCAUCUCCCGAUGCCAAUCUUGCCACAGCCUCAUAAAGAGGAGCCUCGACCCUCUAUUGGAGCAGUCCAGUCGCCAAGGGCACAGGCGCAACGUGGACGAGUGGCUGGGGCGGGCGGAGCGCUGAGCAGGAGAGGGAAGGCCCAGAUGAUCACCCCACCCUUCCCUUGGGCCACGAACAGGCGGGCCAUGGUCCACUCGUAUGCAUACCUCAUGGCCAAUGGCAUGAGGGAGAUCACUGGGGAGGUGCAAUGCAAGCGGUGCGACAGGAAGUAUGAGAUGCAGUAUGAUCUCAAGGAGAAGUUCGCUGAGUUGUGGGAGUACAUAACCAAUACCAGGAGCUUAAUGCACGACAGGGCCCCCAAUCGGUGGCUGAACCCCGCCCUCCCCGACUGCCGCCACUGUGAGCAGUCCAACUGCGUGAGGCCCGUCUCCACCAAGAAGAAGGAAAUCAACUGGCUGUUUCUCCUCCUCGGGCAGCUCCUUGGCUGUUGCAAGCUCUCCGAGCUCAAGUACUUCUGCAAGCACACCAGAAACCAUCGCACUGGCGCCAAAGAUCGGGUCCUCUACAGCACAUACAUGGGACUGUGCAUGCAGCUUGAUUCCAAGGGGCCCUUCCACGUGUAA